AUGAAGUAUUUGGCUGCUUACUUGUUGUUGGUUCAAGGUGGUAACGAAUCCCCAUCUGCUGAAGACAUUAAGAACGUUAUUGAAUCCGUUGGUGUCGAAGCUGAAGAGGCUAAGAUUGCUGCUUUGCUAGCUUCCUUCGAGGGCAAGGGCUCUUUGGAUGAAAUCAUCGCUGAAGGUCAAACCAAGUUGGCUAGUGUUCCAGCUGGUGGUGUCGCUUCUGCUGGUGCCGCCGCUUCCGCUGGUGGUGCCGCUGAUGCCGAAGCCGCUGAGGAGAAGGAAGAAUCCGCUGCCGAAGAAUCCGAUGACGACAUGGGUUUCGGUUUGUUCGAUUAG
Messenger RNA from Lachancea fermentati, 333 nucleotides. The record is from the annotation of a GenBank genome assembly. NCBI's taxonomy places the organism in Eukaryota, Fungi, Ascomycota, Saccharomycetes, Saccharomycetales, Saccharomycetaceae.